AAAUGAAGAUGAAGCCGACAAUGAGCAUUUAUUCAUUGAUCACCAUUCUGCUGCUGUGUUCUUCAUUAGUGUCGACCAUGGCGGCGCAGACAGUGGAAGAAUCAUUGGCCACAAAGAUGAAAAAGAAGAAGGGUUCUUCUUCUUCUAGCCAGCCUAAAAGGAGGGAUAGUGUGACGUGCUAUAAUCGAAGAAGCAAAUGCUUUCUCAAACACAUUACAUGCCCAAAUGAAUGCCCUGAAAUCAAACCCAAAUAUUCAAACUCCAAGGCCUGCUUCCUCGACUGCUACUCCCCCAAGUGCGAGGCCGUCUGCCGGAUGAGGAAACCCAACUGCAAUGGCUCCGGUGCGGCAUGUUACGACCCAAGAUUCAUAGGAGGAGACGGCAUAGUAUUCUACUUCCACGGCAAGAGUAACCAGCAUUUCGCAUUGGUCUCCGACACCAAUCUCCAAAUAAAUGCCCGUUUCAUCGGCCACAGACCCGCCGGCAGGACCCGGGAUUUCACCUGGAUCCAAUCUCUUGGAAUAGUGUUGGGCACCCACAGUUUCACUCUCGAAGCGACCAAGGCCGAGAAGUGGACCGAUGAAGUAGACCACUUGAGAUUAACCUACGAUGGAUAUCCGUUGACACUUCCAGAAGGACAUUAUUCAAAAUGGGGUUCCAGAAGCAGCUCAGGAAACGGGAUGAUAAGAGUCGAGAGGACAUCUAGAAGAAACAGCGUUCUGGUUAUCUUGAGGGACGUGGCUGAAAUCUUUGUGAAUGUUGUCCCAAUUACAGAGGAGGAUAAUUUGGUUCAUAAUUAUCAAAUACCCAACAAUGAUAGCUUUGCUCAUUUGGAGGUUCAGUUUAGGUUCAUUGAGCUAUCUCCAGAGGUGGAGGGUAUACUGGGUAGAACAUACCGACCGGAUUUUAAGAAUCCGGCGAAGGUGGGCGUGGAGAUGCCGGUGGUCGGCGGGGACGAGGAAUAUAGGACUAGUUCGAUCCUGUCUCCUGAUUGCAAGAAUUGUGUGUUUUCGAUUGGGAAAUCUAAUUUGUCUGCUCCCAAAAUACCCAUGGAAUUUGGAACCAUAGACUGCACCAAGAUGGACGGGUGUCGUAAAUGAUCUCAAUCCCUUUCC
Molecule: messenger RNA, 1115 nt
Organism: Impatiens glandulifera
Lineage: Eukaryota; Viridiplantae; Streptophyta; Magnoliopsida; Ericales; Balsaminaceae
Exons: 2
Coding region: 3-1100 (365 amino acids)
Source: RefSeq, a predicted model, not a curated record